ACUUCCGGUAAUAAAUCUUUGCAAGGUGUUCACCUGCAUUCACAGCUUGUGUGCCAGUGUGCCUUUUCUUAGUAUCAGAUUUGAGGUUGCCGGUUACCUCUAUCACUGUGCACCAAGGAAAUUGGAAUUAUCUACACAGAACAGGUGUGCGUGAGCUACUACUACUUUGUACUGAUCGUUCGGCUACAAGCUCUCAGCACCCUGCUACUAUACCGCUAUGUCAUUUGCGGACAUUGCCGCAACUACGGAUCGUCGGGCUGACACUUUUUGCUUCUCUGAGGCUGAGAGAAAGAAAAUCCUCAACGCUACACAGAGCCUGCCUACAUCUACUACAUUAAGUGGGACAGAAAUUCUCCGUAAAUUGGAAAACCUUAAACGCAGGGAAAUAUCAUGGGCAUUGCAUAUGUCCUCCCUUGCCGAAUAUGCCAAAGCUCAACGGAUCCCACGAGGACUGCGGGUCAUGCUACAACCUGCACUUUUCAAGGACAACCAGGAGUUUCUGCAGAAGUGGCAAGGAAUACUGAAUCGCUGCAGUUUGGACCUGAUAACCCUUACCAUACAACAGUUGCAGACAGGAACGAAAGAGUUAAAGCAGCAACUACAUACCAUGGAGGAAGAAUAUCGCAACAGCGCAGAAUCCAAUGCCAUGAUGCUGAGAGAGUUGGAAGUAAAGAUGGAGCGGUUACAGCGCGACAUCCUGGAGGUAAAGCUUCGCAAAUUCAGAAGAGACACCAUCGAUUACAGCAAGGGGGAGGUCUAUUCCUGGAAAGAUUACAGGCGCACUACGCGAAGAUACCGCACCUCAUCUGCGAUCUCAACAGACAGAGCAUCCGAACAAUCGCUGGAACUGUCACAGUCAUCGCCAGCUGGAUCACAGCACUCUGCGGUCUCUUUUUUAGGAGGAGGUCGGCGCACACAAAACGCAAAACCAGGAGGGGAAGAAAGGCACGAGACAGCGUCCCAACAAACCACGCGGAAGAAAACGAACCGCAGAUAAGAAAACUAUGUGCAAAUUUCCUGAUGCAGGGACAGGUAUUCUUCUAUUUUUUCCUUCAGACAGGGUAAGAAUUUAUAGUUACAUUUUGUAACCAUUUUUAUGUCCAUGUUUGUUUUUUAGGUACUGCAACACUGUUGAAAUAUUUUCUUGCUACAUUAGAAAAUUGGGCUUAUAAGGUUUCCCACUGGACUUUGAACUUUUAUUAUACGGGAAAUGAACCAAAGCCUUGGGUUAAUUUCUUUUUCAUUUUUUUCUUUUUCAUUAUUCGUUUCAGAGAACUAUAAGACUUUUUUUAUAUGCUUUUUCAUUGUAUUUGCAUCACAGUAACUAAAUGCUAUUAGCUAAUUGCUGUUUAAACAAUUGUUUAAUUUCACUAAUUGAUUGCACCUGUCAAUUAACUGAUUGAAUCACCUAUAAAUGUACCACCUUACACAGAUCCUGUAUGCUUGACAAAGGGGCUUGCCCCGAAA
Messenger RNA from Xenopus laevis (African clawed frog), 1467 nucleotides. RefSeq lists its product as uncharacterized. Bases 218 to 997 code for a protein of 259 amino acids. The transcript is spliced from 2 exons. The record is from RefSeq and is a predicted model, not a curated record. Lineage: Eukaryota; Metazoa; Chordata; Amphibia; Anura; Pipidae.